AUGUCUGAAAGAUGCAACCAGAUCGACUGGAACAAGGUCGCUCAUGACCCGAUCUUGGCACAAGAGAUCACAAACGGACAUGCUGCGCGGAUGAGAUACUCCCGCUUCCGUUCAGCCAUGCUUGGACUUGAGCCCCAGCGUCGGAACAGGACAAGCGGGACUAAGUCGAAGGUGACCAAGUCCAAGAAGGAGCCCAAGGCGAAGAGGGAAGAGGCGGCCAAGCCAAAUCCGGAGACCGCGUCGACGCAGGACUCGGCACCAAAGACCGAGUCUCCCAAGGUCAAGCAGGAGAGCCUCCCGACCCCUGCAGAGACGCAGUCCAUACCGAUUUCCAUGGCUGCUCCUCUCAUUCCCGACACCCAGACGCAACUCCACAACAGACUCCUCACUCCCUGCAGCGACACCGACCUGCUCGCUGCAUCUCACGGCUAUGCCACAAGCCCGGCGAGCGAGAUGCUGCACUCGGAGGCGGGCUACGACUUCACGGGCGCAGCCUCAUGCGCCCACGAUCAUGCCUCGUGGCACCAGAGCCCUGCGUACUCGGCAUUUGGCGUACCGUACGAGCUCGAUACGUUCACCACUGGCUACUGCGACCAUCAGCAUACCCAUCAUCAUGGCGGCGACUUCGGCAUGCCGACCCCAAUGAUCGGCAUGGACCAUAACGUCCCCGUGAAACACGAAGAAUGGGACGCACGGUAUGAAUGA
Messenger RNA from Phaeoacremonium minimum UCRPA7, 705 nucleotides. RefSeq lists its product as hypothetical. The transcript is spliced from 2 exons. Lineage: Eukaryota; Fungi; Ascomycota; Sordariomycetes; Togniniales; Togniniaceae. Bases 1 to 705 code for a protein of 234 amino acids. The record is from RefSeq and is a predicted model, not a curated record.